Molecule: messenger RNA, 387 nt
Organism: Phytophthora sojae
Lineage: Eukaryota; Oomycota; Peronosporomycetes; Peronosporales; Peronosporaceae
Exons: 2
Source: RefSeq, a predicted model, not a curated record
CCAGCCCUUCGCCCAGAUUUGCAGCUCUACAAUCGUGCCAAGCGCACUGUAGCCAUCGUGGAUCUCGCCAUCACCUACGAAGACCAUCGUAACGACUCUCCUGGCAGCUCGUCCCUCGCUCGCAUUGCAGACCAGAAACGCAAGAAAUAUUCCAGUGUGAGGAGGCAUCUCGAGCGGCAAGGUUGGUCAGUUCAACUAUCUGCACUCGUAUAUGGAGUACUUGGGUCUGUGGCGCAGGGCAAUCACAAGGUACUGACUACGGAGCUCGGGCUCCUUAAAAGAGACGCUAAACGCCUUGAUCGGCAAAUUUCAGCAGCGCAGCACAGGCAGCGACAGCACACAAGGAAACGGGGUGGUCGAGCGACGGAGAUCGGGGGGUCCCCGUCA